Messenger RNA from Culicoides brevitarsis, 616 nucleotides. RefSeq lists its product as uncharacterized. The record is from RefSeq and is a predicted model, not a curated record. NCBI's taxonomy places the organism in Eukaryota, Metazoa, Arthropoda, Insecta, Diptera, Ceratopogonidae. The coding region runs from base 2 to 598 and encodes 198 amino acids. The transcript has 3 exons.
AAUGUUCUCUAUAACUUUUAUCAUUCUAAUUUUUCCAUUCAUGAUUACUAAAGCGGCCAAAUUUGACAUUUUUGUGAAAUCCUUACGCUGUUAUGACAUCAAUCCAAAAGCUUUUGAAAAUGCAUCCUGCAUUUUGAAGGUUACAAGAGAUACACCAACUGGUUUAACCAAAUUAAAAGCUGACGCUUUGGGUGUUUCUGACAUUUAUUUAGAAUUUUCAAUGUUCUAUCGGUACACUGGAGGGUUUAAGCCAUACUUGCUCAGUUACUCUAUAGAUGCUUGUGAUCUUGUGAAACACACAACUACGAUAAUUAACCAUGAGUUUAUUCGACGCUUUGUUUUUGCCUUUAAAAGUGAUUUUGGUGAAAUCUUCAAAGGAUGUCCUUACAAUGGGCAUCUGGAAUCUAGCUGGAUGGAUGGAAAUGCAUCAUUUUCCUCAGUUUUGCCUCCUGUUAUUCCGCAAGGACGAUACAAGUUUAUCAUUCGUUUAAGUUGGCUCAAGCAAAAUGAAACAAUUUGUAUUAUUGAAUUUCAAUCAGAAGUGAAGCCUAGAAAAGAAUUUCGAGAUAUGGACUUCUCAAUGCUUAAUAUGGGGUAGUUGGAGGUGCAUUACGAG